This is a messenger RNA of Lineus longissimus, 3050 nucleotides long. Its product is annotated as mu-type opioid receptor-like. The record is from RefSeq and is a predicted model, not a curated record. Gene Ontology annotation, biological process: G protein-coupled receptor signaling pathway. The transcript is spliced from 3 exons. Gene Ontology annotation, cellular component: plasma membrane. The coding region runs from base 103 to 1068 and encodes 321 amino acids. Lineage: Eukaryota; Metazoa; Nemertea; Pilidiophora; Heteronemertea; Lineidae. Gene Ontology annotation, molecular function: G protein-coupled receptor activity.
UUAGCGACGCAAGUAAAGUACGCAAAGGUCUUAUUUCUCAUAAGUCAAUGAGGUGAACACAUCAGCAUCGCCACGGCGAAUCCAUAUUUAUUCGGGAUUGUUAUGAUGGAUAACCAAACAGACUCGCAGCAAGAUGAAUUAUACUGCCCCGGGUCUAUCUGCGCCACAAUGGCGCAAGUUCUGGUCUUCUCGCAAAAAUGGGUUCCACUUUUGAUCAUUGCUUUUGGUUUGGUCGGCAACAUGCUACUGGUUGCUAUCACGAACAAGGAGGAGAAUCGGAGAAUAAGUACGUGUGUGUACAUGACGGCGCUAGGAGUGGAGGACACAGUUUAUUUGAUGGUGUUCUUAAUUCAUACGAUACUCUGGCAGCACGAGGUAUUGGUGUGGGACCUUUCAAAGGAGCACAGAGACAUGGUCUUCAGUGUCAUCAUAUUCCUCCUCUUUGAAUUCUCCAAGUCGUCGAAGCUGACCCUUGCAGCCAUGACGGUCGACCGCGCCUAUGUCGUGUUGCACCCCCUAGCGGCGAAAACAGUAUGCAACCCCUCAAAAGCAAAGAAAGUCAUCAUCGCAAUAACCAUCCUACUGGCUGCUUGGAAUAGCUACUUCUUCGUCCCAAAUUAUAAUUCGUCAACUUGGAAGGAUGUUUUGAUUAAAUCUUUAGAGGUGAUUUUUGCUACUAUUCUACCUUUCACGGUUGUAUUUGUGUCAAAUAUUCUAAUCGCUUUGGAGCUGAAACUAGCUGCGAAGAGGCGGACAGGGAUGACUGAUGGAGCCAAGAGUGGAAAGGAGGUUCAGUUGACAAGGAUGCUCAUGUUGAUUUCGGCCGCUUUCGUCAUAUGCAUUUCACCACUGGCUGUGUAUGAUCUGCUUCAGGCCUCACCGUACAUCAAUGCGAUGUAUGACAUGCGUAAUCCUUACUGGGCGUUGAGGUUUUAUCUUGAGAACUGGUAUAUGGUCCAGUUUAACAACUUGAAUCAUGCGUGCAAUUUUUACAUCUACGUACUUGGUGGAGGGAAGAACCACAGGAAUGAUGUCAAAAAUAUCUUCCGGUGUUUGCGCCGUUCGUAAUUAGCAUAAAGCGUGGGGCCACGAACAGACUCCAUUUUUCAUUUUUCACAUACAGGAAAAUUAUUCACGAUGAUAUUUUUGUUUCCGUUACUGAGUGUUUCUCUCAUUGAAAGAAAGGUUGACUUUUUUUCUGUGGUUGCCGAUAUCAAAAAGUCAUGGUCUCUCUUGCUGCCAAACGCGCUUGUAAAACACUGAAACGUGGGGAACUACCACAGGUGUUACAUAGGAGCACUGUUUCUGGGUUAACUCGGCUUCAUCUCUUUUUACCAGUGCUGCAUGAUCCAGAGAGGUUAAAACAAGAGCAAUCUCACUGUCAAAAAGAAAGCCUGCAUGAAGGAAUUUACCCAAAUUAUCCCCUGUGGCCAUGUUUAUUUUUGAAAAUUGGCCCAUGGGACAAUUUAGGAAAUAUCAUGUAGUCACUAAAGGUUUAUCGCAGUGACGGUUUGUGAGAUGCUUCGGGUGGCUUAUACAUGUAUUUACACUGCUGAUACACGUGACUGAUACACGUCUAGGCCUGUGACGUUAGUAUGGGGGACAACCAAAGAUCAAUGUUUCUUGGUUAAAUCGGCAUUUGGAGGUUGCUGUACCCUCUCUCUUUACCAGUACUGUUUUAUCAAAGAGGCUGAAACAAGAGUAAUCUGGGCACAACUUAUUCUAAAGGGGGGACCAGAAUUAUUUUCCCUCACACGAUGGAUGCACCAUAUAGUUCUAUUGUGCAAGGGAAAAUAAUUCUGGCCCAUCCUGUAGCUUAACUCUUAUAUCCUCUCCUUACUUCAUCGAGACUUGGGACGCGCUUUCUCCGGCUUGACAGAAAAAUUUCACAACAACGGAACCAGUUGCCAUAAACACACCAAAGGCACCUGCGUAGUUUCGAAUCCCUGGGAUGCAAGUCAUGUGAUCGUUAUCACGGUUAUGCCGAGGGAUUCGUUGUAGCCAGGGUGUCUCAUUGCGACAUCUGUAGGAGGGGAUCGUUGUAACCAGGGUGUCUCUUUGUGACAUCUGUAGGAGGGGAUCGUUGUAACCAGGGUGUCUCAUUGUGACAUCUGUAGGAGGGGAUCGUUGUAACCAGGGUGUCUCAUUGUGACAUCUGUAGGAGGGGAUCGUUGUAACCAGGGUGUCUCAUUGUGACAUCUAUAGGAGGGGAUCGUUGUAACCAGGGUGUCUCAUUGUGACAUCUGUAGGAGGGGAUCGUUGUAACCAGGGUGUCUCAUUGUGACAUCUGUAGGAGGGGAUCGUUGUAACCAGGGUGUCUCAUUGUGACAUCUGUAGGAGGGGAUCGCUGUAACCAGGGUGUCUCAUUAUGACAUCUGUAGGAGGGGAUCGUUGUAACCAGGGUGUCUCAUUGUGACAUCUGUAGGAGGGGAUCGUUGUAACCAGGGUGUCUCAUUGUGACAUCUGUAGGAGGGGAUCGUUGUAACCAGGGGUCUCAUUGUGACAUCUGUAGGAGGGGAUCGCUGUAACCAGGGUGUCUCAUUAUGACAUCUGUAGGAGGGGAUCGUUGUAACCAGGGUGUCUCAUUGCGACAUCUAUAGGAGGGGAUCGCUGUAACCAGGGUGUCUUAUUGUGACAUCUGUAGGAGGGGAUCAUUGUAACCAGGGUGUCUCUUUGUGACAUCUAUAGGAUGGAAUCAAAGUCUAAUUCAAAUCGAAGACGGAGACGGAGAUCUUGGUCAUCACAUUUGCAAAAAGAUUACAAAGUAAUCGCAACUCAUUCACGUUAUUCACGACUCCAACUGUUUUGCAUAGUAAGAAUACUACAUGUAUAUUUCAUCAUGGCACACAGCAUUAAUCUUUUAUAUCUACCUGCUUGCCGAAAAUUGGAAAGUUUCAGAAAUCUUAAUGGCCAUCUACACUACUAAAUCUAUAGACUUCCAAGGAAAUCACGGCAACCGUGCGCACUGUCUCUUUGAAACUUCACCUAACCUUUCACUACCUUUCCGUUCACAAAAUGAUCGAUUCUCAGUCUAAACAUUUGCCGGGAAU